AUGGCGAAUGCAAGAACACUGAGGGAGUUGGCUGCUCCGGAAUUGCCCCAGCAGCCGUUGUGCAUUACAUUUCCAACUCUAGCUGAAAAUAUCUCAUUCAAAUUGAAGUCAGGAUUAAUUCACCUCCUACCCACGUUCCAUGGCCUCUCAGGUGAAGAACCCCAUAAACACAUCCAGAAGUUUGAUGUGGUAUGCUCCAGUAUGAAGCUUCCAAGAAUUACUGAGGAGCAGAUCAAACUCAGGGCCUUUCCUUUCUCCCUUAAGGAUGCAGCAAAGGAUUGGUUAUACUACGUACCUACAGGUAGUAUUACAACAUGGGCCCAACUUAAGAAGAAAUUUUUGAAAAAAUUCUUCCCUGCAUCCCAAGCUGUAAGUCUAAGAAAAGAGAUAUGCAGCAUUAAGCAGUAUCCUGGAGAAUCCCUAUACGACUAUUGGGAAAAGUUCAAUAAGUUGUGCACUAGAUGCCCACAGCAUCAAAUUAGUGAACAACUAUUGAUCCAAUAUUUCUAUGAGGGCCUCCAGUCGUCUGAUAGAAGUAUCAUUGAUGCUGCAAGUGGGGGAGCAUUAGCGAACAAGACACCAAGGGAAGCAUGGCUACUCAUUGAGUCAAUGGCACAGAAUUCUCAACAGUUUGGCUUCUGUGAGAGUAACCCUACUCGUAGGAUUAAUGAGGUAGAGAAGCCGUCCAUUCAGCAGCAGCUAUCGGAGCUAAUUUUUUUCGUUCGACAAUUAGCUGUGGGAAACAUGCAUCAAGCAAAGGUCUGUGGAAUCUGCACAAAUGUGGGUCAUCCUACUGACUCCUGCCCUAUGUUGCAAGAGAAUGAGGCUGAACAAGUGAACAUGGCCGAAGGCGUGCCCACGCCUCGUAGGCCGUACGAUCCGUACUCCAACACGUACAAUCCGGGUUGGAGAGAUCACCCCAAUUUCAGCUAUGGUAACAAGCCACAAAAUGCAUUUUCAAAUCUUCCACCAGGGUUUCAACAAUAG
This is a messenger RNA of Coffea eugenioides, 987 nucleotides long. RefSeq lists its product as uncharacterized. The transcript has a single exon. The coding region runs from base 1 to 987 and encodes 328 amino acids. The record is from RefSeq and is a predicted model, not a curated record. Lineage: Eukaryota; Viridiplantae; Streptophyta; Magnoliopsida; Gentianales; Rubiaceae.